CCUCCAAAAAAAACAAAAAACAAAAACAAACAAGAAGAAGAAGACGACGACGAAGAAGAAGAAAAAGUAGCGCCAUUUCAGUGUCCAUUCAUUUGUGAGAAACUCAUCGUCCUAACACACACAGGAUAUACAGAGUUCAUCAUGGUGAAAAUUUUUAUUGGCAACCUUGCCUCGGAUACUAGUGCCAAGGAGCUGCGACAACUCUUCGAAAAGUAUGGCAAAGUCUCUGAAUGUGACAUCGUGAAAAACUUUGGUUUUGUACACAUGAACAACCUGUCAGAGGCAGAGGAGGCCAUCAGAAACCUCCACCAGACUGAGUUAAACGGCUGGCGCAUAAAUGUGGAAAUGAGCAAAGGCAGGCCCAAAUCCACUGCCAAACUUCACAUCAGCAACCUCGGUGAAGGAGUCACAAGUGAACAUCUUCGGGCCAAGUUUGAGGAGUUUGGCCCGGUGGUUGAGUGUGACAUUGUAAGAAACUAUGCCUUUGUUCACAUGGAGAAAAUGGAGGAUGCCAUGGAGGCCAUCAAUAAGCUGGAUAACACAGCCUUUAAAGGCAAGCUGAUCAACGUACGUCUGUCCACCAGUCGACUGCGCACUACCCCAGGAAUGGGAGAUCAUGCUGGCUGCUUUGUCUGUGGGAAACACGGUCAUUGGUCAAAAGACUGUCAAGUCGGUUGGGACGGUAGCUACGGUGAUGGCACAAGAAAUCGCAACAUCUGGGGGCCCUCACAUGGCAUGGCCUCACCUCCAACAGCUGAUUACUCUGUGUAUAGUCGAGCUAGUUAUGCCGGUGGGUUGCCGCCGCCACCACUUCCUCCUCCUCCUCGCAGGAUUAGUGCCUACACUUCUGAGUUGGGGGGUCGGUAUGCGAGCCAAACUGCAGGCUUAUACGCAGGCAGGUCAAUUGUUUAUAAUCGUGACCGUCUCUACAGCAGUGCUGAUUAUUAUGAAAAGUACAGAGCUCAGCCUUAUGGCUCAAGCUAUUUCGAAGAGCGUCGUUUGUCCUAUCUCCCACCUCCCCCUUCCUCUCUUCCCAAGCUCUCAUCCAGUGUAGAUCCAUAUGACCGCCGGCCACUGCCUCCAUCAGUCGCUGCAUACUACGCACGAGAACGCAGCCCAAUCAGACGAGUACCAGUCGUCUCACCAGCCUACAGUUAUGAACGAAAACGGCUGUCACCUGUAUCUGAUUCCACAAGCUCCUACGCUGUUUUACGGCCCAAAGAACAUUAUACACAACGUUAUUCGCCUUACUAAAGGCAUCCAAGGUCUCAUAUCUGGUUUAGAAAUACAAUGCCAGCUACCUGCAGAAGAGUCAUUCUUUGUCACAUUCACCAAGAGAGCAUUCACAAAUGAAGGAUGAGGAGAUGCAGUUUGACAGGUUUUCAACUUUGUUUUAGUUUAUCUUUUGUGUUUUUUCUUCAGUACAUAGGACAGAUUGUUAAAAUCUCAAAAUGUUAUUUGCUUUGAAUAAUCAUAAAAAUGUUCUGAAUCAAUGUUUUCUCUUGGUUUUUUAUAAUCAAAAUGUACCAUAUUUCACUGGUUGCCUGCGAUGCAACACUUAUUCUUUUACUCACUUAUUGGCAUGUUCUGAGUUAAUAACAUCAAUUUUUAAAUACUUUUUAAAUUUUAAUUGAGAUAUGAGCCAUUUGGCUUGCUAGCAUCCAAAGCAAGUCUUACUCUGCACACACAUUGGAGAACCUCAAAGUGACCCACUGUUUACGAAUGAAAAAACUACAACCAACAGCUGACACUGAACAAGGCGACAUAAAACCUCAGUAUCUAAAAUAAAUUCCUUACACACAUUCCAGACUUAUUUUUUGUGAUUUGAAUUAUCACAAAAUUAUGUGAUUUUGUAAUAUGGACAUUUUCAUAACAUUUGAAGUGUCUUUAAUUUAAAGUCAUAGUUUAAAUCGAUGGUGUGGUACCAAAAGAGCUGCAGUGGCCACUGAACCUCCACCUGUGUAACAUAGUUUUUCUCAUCUUUGCUUUCAGGGGGUAUUCUGUUAUGUGCUAAUUUGUAGCAUGUAAUUAUCUACCUGUGUAAAUAAAUACAUUUGAGAUAUUUUUCAGGGUUUAUGUUGUAUAACUGACAAUGUACUGAAUUGUUUUUUUUCUUUUGUUAAUGGUGCCUUUGUUUUGCAUAGAUAGGUUUGAAGUUUGUAAUAUCGUGCUAGCUAUGAAGUCAAAAGCACACCGUUUCUUUCCCUCUUAAAUAAAGUCAGUUAUUUUGGUUA
Girardinichthys multiradiatus is the source of this 2234-nucleotide messenger RNA. It is a transcript of the gene rbm4.2, whose product is annotated as RNA binding motif protein 4.2. Gene Ontology annotation, biological process: mRNA splicing, via spliceosome. Lineage: Eukaryota; Metazoa; Chordata; Actinopteri; Cyprinodontiformes; Goodeidae. The coding region runs from base 142 to 1254 and encodes 370 amino acids. Gene Ontology annotation, cellular component: nuclear speck. Gene Ontology annotation, molecular function: zinc ion binding; mRNA binding. The record is from RefSeq and is a predicted model, not a curated record. The transcript has 4 exons.